AUAUCCUUCAUAUCUGCACACCAAACACCCGGCUCUGACCCACGCACUCCUCUCUCAUGGGAGUAACAUAGAGACACUCUCCGCUUGCAUUGACUCAUACAGCCACACAACACACACACAGUCGGUGGUCUGCAGCGUUCAGGAUGUCCUCUUCCUCCUCCAGCAUGAUUAGCUGGGGAAGGACGAGGCUCUUAUGCUGAUUGGAGGGGGGCAGAGGAGCCGGAUCUGGACCCAUGUCGUGGAAGAGGAACUACUUUGCGUCAGGCAGCGGCGGCGGCGGCCUGCAGGGGAUGUUCACCCCACGCAACAUGACCUCCAUCGCUCCCAGCAAAGGCCUGAGCAAUGAGCCAGGCCAGAACAGCUGCUUUCUGAACAGCGCGCUACAGGUCCUUUGGCAUCUUGACAUCUUCCGCAGAAGCUUCCGGCAGCUGAACACCCACAAGUGCAUGGAGGACUCGUGCAUCUUCUGCGCUCUGAAGAGCAUCUUCGCUCAGUUCCAGUUCAGCAGCGAGAAGGUGCUCCCAUCGGAUGCUCUGCGCAGCGCUCUGGCCAAAACCUUCCAAGACGAGCAGCGCUUCCAGCUGGGCAUCAUGGACGACGCGGCCGAGUGUUUCGAGAACCUCCUGAUGCGGAUCCACUUCCACAUCUCAGACGAGAGCAAGGAGGACAUCUGUACGGCUAAACACUGCAUCCCACAUCAGAAGUUUGCCAUGACUCUUUUUGAACAGUGUGUUUGUAAUAAUUGUGGAGCAACAUCGGAUCCUCUUCCCUUUAUUCAGAUGGUGCAUUAUAUCUCCACCACCUCUCUCUGUAACCAAGCGGUGCGUAUGCUGGAGUGUAAAGAGAAGCCCACCCCUGAUAUGUUUGGAGAGCUUCUCCGCAACGCCAGCACCAUGGGUGACCUGCGAAACUGUCCGAGUAACUGUGGCGAGAUGUUGCGGAUUCGGCGGGUUUUGAUGAACUGCCCCGAGAUCAUCAGCAUUGGUCUGGUUUGGGAUUCAGAUCACUCUGAUCUGGCUGAAGAUGUCAUUCACAGCCUGGGCACAUGCCUGCGCUUGGGUGAUCUCUUCUACCGCGUGACGGAUGAACGAGCUAAGCAGUCUGAGCUCUAUCUUGUGGGCAUGGUUUGCUACUACGGCAAGCAUUACUCCACCUUCUUCUUCCAGACCAAGAUACGCAAAUGGAUGUACUUUGAUGACGCACAUGUGAAGGAGAUCGGUCCCAAAUGGAAGGACGUGGUGUCGAGAUGUAUAAAAGGCCACUACCAGCCUCUACUAUUGCUGUAUGCUGACCCGCGUGGGACGCCCGUGUCUUCACAGGAUAUGCUGGCAGCACAGCUGGACCUGCACCACAGCAGCAAGGCCGGCUACGACAGCGAAGACUCCGGACGGGAGCCCUCAAUUUCAAGUGACACUCGCACAGACUCUUCCACAGACAGCUACAGCUACAAGCACUCUCGAUCACACCAUGAGUCCAUGGCCUCCCAUUUCUCUUCUGACUCUCAGGGAACUGUGGUGUGUAAUCAGGACAGCAGCGGUUCCCAGAACAGCAUGGACACUGCAGGGGAGGUUCUAGACCAGGCCACUCCCAUUUGCACGCCAAGACCCUCUUCUACUGGCCAUCUGCAGGACUAUAAAGAGACUGUGAACAUGAUCCACAGCAGACCUCUCUCAUCGUCCUCCAGCUCAGGGGUGGGGGGUUCGGAAGCUGGAGCGCGAGCGAGGGACUGGGAGGACGAGAGCACCAGCAGUGAGUCCAAAUCCAGCUCCAGCGGAGGCCGCUAUCGGCCCACUUGGAGACCCAGGAGAGAGGCCCUGAACAUUGACAGCAUCUUCAGCCGGGAAAGACAUCGGCCUGCUGGAUACGCCACGCUUGGACCUUCCCCUCUGCCGGAAGACCCCAUGUCACCAGUGCACGGUGAGCUGGUCUCAGUGGCUGUGGCAGAGGGAUCAAACGGAGCAGCAGGAGAGACGGGGGACGUGACCGAUGGCUCUGGAGGUGCGGUGGAGCCGGGAGUUGAGCAUGUGCCAAACCCACCACCUUUACGAGGUGUAGAACAGCAGCCCCGUCUGAUCCAGAGGAUGGAGAGUGGCUACGAAAGUAGUGAGAGGAACAGCAACAGCCCCAUCAGCAUGGACAUGCCCCUCAGCGACAACCCAAACUCAAGUGCUCACAGGGACUGUGGAAAUAAGAGGCCUGUAACGUCUGGGCCAUCAUGGCGCACUGUGCCCAAGUCCAAAAGCAGCAGUGCCAUCCUGCAGGACCUCAAAUCCCCCACCUGGAGCAGCGCUGCACUGAGUUUGGGGGAAGAGCGCAGUGAGCUGGAUGAAUUGCAGGAGGAAGUUGCUCGCAGGGCCAGGCAACAGGAGCUGCAGAGGAAGAAGGAGAAGGAGAGAGAAGCGGCGCAGGGCUUUAAUCCCAGACCCAGCAAAUUCAUGGACCUGGAUGAACUUCAGCACCAGGGGAAGGGGGGCAGUUUUGAACACUGCCUGGCGGAGGCUGACUCUCUCAUAGAGCAGUCGAUGCGCCUGGAGCAGGCUGGAGACACAGCUACAGCCCUGGCGCUCUCCCACCACGCCGUGUCUAAACUAAGAUUUUCCAUGCAUGAGGGCAGUGCUAACACUCAUAGCAGGACAAUGGCUGCUGACGCCAAGCUGCAAAAAUGCAUGAGGAGAGCGCGGGGCCUUCAGCAGCGCAUGCAGCAACAGCAAGAACAGCCGCAGGACCCCAGCCGCCCACAGGGGCCCAUCAGUGAACAGCCUGGCCCGGUCCAAGUAUUGUUGACAGACAAUCAGGAAGAGGUCUGGGAGACCAAUCCGCAUUCUGUGCUUGGCCCACCCUCUCCUCAACACAUGAAUUCACCCUCCUCUUGUACAAACUCCCCAUCUCAGCUCUCCAGCUGCCCAUCGCUCAAUCCUCAUCCAGGAUCUUCACAACCACAUCCACAAGAGUCUGAAGUAUGCAGUAAUUGGUCAAAGGAGGGGGAAUGGGGUGGCAUCAGAUUAUCAGACGUUCUCCAAGCAUCAGGAAUUCGGGUCAUGCCCAUACGGAAACACCUGGCCAUAUCUCUACCCUCUUUGCCCCUCGACUUCUGGGGUGUGUUGGGAGAGGACGAAGAGCACCCUCAAGCAUCGUUCCCUCAAAAUCCAAAUCCUCCUUUGUGGCAGGACACUGCUGAUAGUCCAGAUAAGGUACGCCAAUCCAACAGGUCUACCAGUCCAACACCUGCUCCUAUUAAGGAAAAGGGGUCAAUGCCCCGACGAGUCCCUAUAUGGCAGCCUCUAUGUUCAUCUUCCCAUCAAUGCAACAAAGUGAGCCCGCCUGUUGCUGCCCGUCAUUGGUCCUCUUGGAGCCUUGACCGUCCUGAUGCUGUCAUCACUCCCUACGACACACCUCCUGAACAGAACCAACGGGCAGAAACUGUCCUCUCCCAACACACAUCUGGAAGACACCUUCCUCCUCGCAGUCCCAUGAGCACCAGGAAGAAGAAUAUCUCUAAGCACUCAAGCUUCCAAAGCAUUGAGCUGGAGCCCACUGAGGCUGAGGACCAGGAGCUCUCUGAACUUGACUCACUCUAUCAGGCCAGUCUCCAGGCUGACCCGGGUCCUGGUCGAGCCUUGCGUGGUACCAGCUCACCUGCUGUUGGGAGAUCAGUACCUCCUGCUGCUCGAAAACUGCUCACUGGAGUCGGACGCUCUCGAACCCCCACGGCUGAACUCGAGAGAACCGCUUAUGGACCACCAGGUUGUUACAGCCCUACUGGAUACAUGCCUCUGUCGGUGGCCCAUCAAGGUCUACAGUCAGAAGAGGACGACCAGUAUGAUGCGGAUCACCUGCGCCGUAUUGCUCGUAGCCUGAGUGGAACCGUCAUUGGGCGACGCCACAACCGUCUUGCUGUCUCCCGAAGCUUUCUGGGGUACUCUGGGGUUUCGUCAUGUCAAAGCUCCAUGUACUCACCUAGUUGCCUUCAGUUUCCAUUGUCUCAUUCAGACCUCCAUCUGCUUCAAUCCAGCUAUCUCCAUCACCAUGCGUCACCUUCACCCUUGUCUCCACAGCCUGGGCCUUGCAGAGAGGUUCCAGGAUGUCUCCAGAGGUUCUCCGAGUUUCUGGCUGUGUCUGACUGGUGUCAAACUCUCUCCAGUGGGGAGCACUACAGUCCAUCACUGAGGGUUCCUGGAGGACGUCCUGAUUAAGGUUCUCAUCUCAACAAAUUGGCUUCUGACACAACCGUGUCCUCGGAUGCAUUUGUUUCCCUGGACAACCUUUCUGCACACCCAAUCCUGAUUCUCUUCACAGUUUCCUGGAGAACUGUCCUAAGAUCUGAUGCCAUCCAAUAUCGCCCUGUGCUCUGUAUUGUUCCUGGGAUGAUGUCCUUCUGUUAUCUUGAUCUAGUCGGUAAAUUUUUCCAUGCAAAAGCCCCUGAAGCUCAAUCCACAGCAUGCUGGAAAGAGACACUAAAACCAACUUUGUUUUUAAGCACUGGGAUGGCGUGAUGCUUUUGUGGUGUGUGUAUGACUAACUUAUGGUCAGACCUGCAGCAUGCAAUGAUAGGAGCGUAGGGUCCCGACUCGGACCUCCCGCGGUGAGCCAUCCAACCCAGAGCACUUAACUUAAUUGACUUCAACAUUCAGUUAACUGCAGAGGAGAAGUAUAUGGUACCUCCAUGCUGCAUUAAAUGGUAAAUGUGUGUUUGUGUGUAUGCGUGUGUGCAUGUGUUGGGUGGUAAAAGGAAGGGGCUUGUUGUAACCCUGCCUUUUGUGUUAUUUAUGCUUCUUGUCCAAAGUUUGGAAUAUUUGCUGUUAUAGUUUUAUUUUUUUUAUUAUUUUGAAAUAUGUCUUGUUUCCUCACAAGACUGAACUAAUUUGAUCAUUAAUAACUAAAAGCGGUUAUAUUGUGAAAUAUUAAUACAAAGCACAAUGUAUUCCUGUAUUGGCAAAUCUGUAUUUUCAGUAGCUGUGUCAUGGUAUUUCUGAAAAUGUUCAGUUUUGUGAAGUUUCACAAAACUAAUUUCGAGAGCAGCACGUGAUAUUAUUGACUGCAGCUGGUCCGUAUCAAUAAUCAUUAGCUAGUCAAUCGGAUUAUUCCAAAUUUAAAAUAAAUAUCCAGCCUAACUUUACUCCUUUUGGAAGACCCCCCAUCCACCCCUUCUCCCUCCUCCACAAUUAUAGGAUCAGGCGACACGGUGGCUCAGUGGCUAGUACUACUACCUCGCAGCAAGAAGUUCGCUGCUUCAAGUCCUAGCUUGGCCAGUCGGCAUUUCUGUGCGGAGUUUACAUGUUCUCCCCGUGUUCGCGUAGGUUUUCUCCCACACUCUAAAAACAUGGGAUAUAAGUGAAUUGAACAAUAGUAACAGUCACAAGCACUUAAUACCAAGCUUCUCUAAGUAAGUAAGCACUUGUGUAGUUGGCGGUCUAUUCUUAUAGAGCUGUCUUUGUUAAUCAAGAUAUAGGCCAAACUAAUUGCGGGAGCACUCGAGAACUACUUGAUCUCAUAGCACUAGUUGAUCUCGUAGCAUUUAUUUUUAAAGGAAAUCUUUUGUAAUAUAAAGGUCUCCAAAAAGUCAAUUAUUUUUGCACCGUUUCUGAAUGAAAUGAUAAUUUUUCAAAUUAAUUAAUACUUAACCUAUUCUCCCCGUGUUCGCUUGGGUUUUCUCCGGGAGCUCCUGUUUCUCCCAAAGUCCAGAGAUAUGCGAUAUAAGUGAAUUGAAUAAACUAAAUUGGCUGUAGUGUACGAUUAUGAAUGUAAGAGUGUAUGGGUGUUUCCCAGCACUGGGUUGCGGCUGGAAUGGCAUCCGCUGCGUAAACAUAUGCUGGAAUAGUUGGUGGUUUAUUCCGCUGUGGCGACCUCUAAAAUAGAGACUAAGCUGAAGGAAAAUAAAUGAAUGAAUAUGUCUUACCUGGCCUUUGAAUGGUAUCAGAGUUUCCACAAACAAAUUAAGUAGCAGUUUUUCAAAAAUGUUUCUUGAGCUACCAAAUCAGCCUAUUAGAAUGAUUUAUGAAUGAUCAUGUGACACUGAAGACUGGAGCAAUGCUGACAAUUCAAGCGUACCAUCAAAGGAAUACAUUGAACUUUAAAAUAUCUUGAAGUAGAUGUAUUAACAGUACAAAAUAUUUCACAAUAUUGCAUUUGUUUUACAUUUUCAAACUAGAAAAAUUAACCAAGGUUUAGGAUAGACAUCAUUUUUAGCCAUAUUGAUUGCAAUUAGAUGAUCAUUACCACAGUUUUACUGCAGAUACCAAGGUACUGUACAACUAUGAUAAGUAUAGUGAAACCAUAAAUAUUUUGUGGUUACCAUAAUUUAACAUUUUUUAGGUAGUUAAACCAUUUUUAGUUUCUUUUAAAACAUUUAAAAACUAUAUUUAUUCCAGACUUUUGACCAGUAUUUUUUUUAACAUACACACACACACACACACUUCAUCCUUCCUCCUCGCCUGUCUCACAGAUGCAAAUCCUCAGCAAAUCAACAUCCUGGAAUUGUCGCCGCUUUGCUUUCCACAACUCUCCUGCAAACGUUUUUUUUUUUCUCUUUCAAUAGCAGGAUGGGUUAUUGUCAUGUAGAUGCUAAGUACUUCAACCUGUACUAAGUGAAUAGAGAUGUUUUGUACGGUGUCAUCUCUCAGCUCUGGUGCUUUUCGUCGGAGCAGGCAUGUAAAUCUGUGGCCCUGGCGUGGAAAGUGGAACGAGACUGUCUCUUCUAACCUUUUUCCUACUUCUUCUUCUCUGAUACGGGCAUUCCCUGUAGCACACAGCUGUUUUGUGUCUCGUGUUACAGGCAAAAGACUGUGUACAUGUUUGACUGAACAUACACUAACAAGCAAAUUUAUUGUUAAUAAAGAAAACUAUGACAUCUUAAGAAACAUACAGAGGAAUGGAGAAACUACGUAAUGACGUUAUGGAAUGUUAAUCAAUUCUAGUGGUAAUAAUUAUUAUCUGCAUUAAGACAAGUAUAGUACACUUCAGAAGUGUAAAGCUGGAGAAAAACUGCUAUUUUAAUUCCAUUGACAGUUCUCCCGUUUAUACAGGGAGAUAUGCCAAGUUAAGCUUCCUUUUUAUUCUUUAUUUGACUUGAUUUGAUUGAUUUUAUUAGAUUUUUUUUUUAAACUUGCAGUGACACUGAAACCACAGCUAUGAGUCUGGCACAUGAUGGAUCUUCAGGCCUGUAAUAAUUGAGGGGUCUCAUCCCAUUCAAUUUUAGAAGAAUAUACAUUAUUUCUAGAUUUUAUUUUAAAGCAAAACGCAGCUGAAGAAUGUUUAGCCCCGAUCGUGUUUAAAUGGAGCUCAUUUGAAGCUUCACUAGCCUGAAAUGGGGUCUUUGAGCAAGGAUUGCUUUCACUUAAAGGGAUAUUUCUCUCAAAUAUGAAAAUGUACUCGCUAUUUGAUUUCCCUCAAGUGGUUCCAAACUUUUUGACUUAUAAGGAUAUUUUGAAGAAUGCUGAAAACCACUUAAAAACAAAUACAAAGUCAAUGAUUACAGGUUUUCUGCUUUCUUCAAAAUGUCUUCUUUUGUGUUCAACAGAAGAAAGAAAGUCAAACAGGUUUGAAACAAGUGAAGAGAGAUGGCAGGAUUGUCAUUUUUGCUUGAACUUUCCCUUUAAAAGGUUUUGUGACAUAUAUAAACAAACACUUAUACCGAUCAACAGAUAUUUUGUAUCACAAUAUAAUAUGAUUAAUGCAGUAUUUUACUUUUCAUCCUAAUCAUAUUGUGCUGUGAUAUGCAUUAUUUUUUUAAUUAAAGUGCUAAAAUGAAAAGUGAUUCUAAGAGAUAUAACUUAAAGAGAUUUAGACCUUGUUUAACUUCGUCUUACCAAAGAUUGGCUCUAACACAAAGAUAUGUUUUUUUUUCUUCUUCUUUGUCAUUUAUUCAUCUUUCCUUUAGUUUAAAAGAUGUUUGAGAAUGUAGCAAAGGUGGCGUAUGAGUAUGCUAUGCAAAAAUGCUCUCUCCUGAACUACCAGCAAAGAGUCAGACUGGGACAAAAUCGAAUAUUUUUUUCUUCUUUUCUUCUUUUCCUAUAUACUGAGGAAGAAAAUGAUUUCCUGCUGAAUUGUUGAAUCUUUACUUAUUAAUGUCUGUACAGUUAACAGCCUUUGAAUGCGAGUUGUAGCCAGAGGAAGGUGGAUUUCUCAAAGAUGAAAUGGCAUUUCAAGGGUUUUCCAUUUCGGGACUCAUUUGUAAAUGCUUGAGGUUGAGUGAACUUGUAUUUUUGCAAUAAAGUUAUUACCAAUGCACUCCAGCGGGGGCGCUGCACAAACGCCUA
Messenger RNA from Danio aesculapii, 8255 nucleotides. RefSeq names its product ubiquitin specific peptidase 54b (gene usp54b). Gene Ontology annotation, molecular function: cysteine-type deubiquitinase activity. The record is from RefSeq and is a predicted model, not a curated record. Gene Ontology annotation, biological process: protein deubiquitination. Bases 234 to 4193 code for a protein of 1319 amino acids. NCBI's taxonomy places the organism in Eukaryota, Metazoa, Chordata, Actinopteri, Cypriniformes, Danionidae. The transcript is spliced from 20 exons.